GUUAGUUCGUGGUAGCAACUCUUGGCACCAUGGCAGACUUACAGAUGAAAAUUCUCCGAAAGAAAAUCACGAAAAAGCAUGAAAAACAAAAGAACAAGAAGCGUGAAAUGCUUGAGAAACUAAAAGAAGCAGAAAACGAUGAAUCGGCGCCAGCUGAUGAGCCUAAAGCUGACGUGACAGACGAAACCUCUGAACCCGAAGCAGAGGCAUCCCAGAACGAUACUCCUGCAAGUGAGAAGCCUUCGUCGAAGGGAAAGAAGAGAAAAGUGGCUGACUCAAGUGACUCAGGUGGGUCCAAAAAGAAGAAAAAGAAGAAUUUAAAGAAAGCUGAAGAUGUUAGCGUAGAGAAUGGUGAAGAGGACGAAUCCGCAGACCCAGAGGAAAGCGAACAGGCUGAAGACGAAGAGGGAGAGGGAGGCGAGGAGGUGGACAAAAAAGUUGAGCAAGCCGAUGGUGCUGAAAGUGAGGGUGAAGAUGACCCAGAACUGCCGAUGGGUUUCUCUGGCGCAUUUGAAGACCGUUCCUUUGUCUCUCUGGCUGACGUAGUGAGCGAAGCCACCCUGAAAGCCGUCAAGGAGAUGGGCUUCGAAAACAUGACUGCCAUUCAACACAAGAGCAUCCGACCUCUGCUCGAAGGCCGAGACGUCUUGGCCGCAGCCAAAACAGGUAGUGGUAAAACUUUGGCUUUCCUCAUUCCUGCCAUUGAACUGAUUUACAAACUGAGGUUCAUGCCCAGAAACGGAACUGGCGUUGUCAUUCUGUCGCCCACCCGCGAGUUGGCCAUGCAGACGUACGGUGUGUUAAAAGAGUUGAUGACCCACCACGUACAUACAUUCGGGCUCAUUAUGGGCGGCAGUAACCGGUCAGCUGAAGCACAGAGGCUGGCAAACGGUGUCAACAUAGUGGUGGCAACUCCCGGCAGACUGUUGGACCACCUGCAAAACACCCCCGCCUUCAUGUACAAAAACCUCCAGUGUCUGAUCAUCGACGAGGCUGACAGGAUAUUGGAGGUGGGCUUCGAGGAAGAGCUGAAACAGAUCAUCAAACUGUUGCCCAAGAGACGCCAGUCCAUGCUGUUCUCGGCCACGCAGACCCGCAAGGUGGAGGACCUGGCUCGCAUCUCCCUCAAGAAAGAGCCGCUGUACGUGGGUGUGGACGACGACCAGGAGGCGGCGACGGUGGACGGGCUGGAGCAGGGAUACGUGGUGUGUCCCUCCGAGAAACGCUUCCUGCUCCUCUUCACCUUCCUCAAGAAGAACCGCAACAAGAAGCUGAUGGUGUUCUUCUCCUCCUGCAUGUCGGUCAAGUUCCACUAUGAGCUCCUCAACUACAUCGACCUGCCCGUCAUGGCCAUCCACGGCAAGCAGAAACAGACCAAGCGCACGGCCACCUUCUUCCAGUUCUGCAACGCCGACAAGGGCAUCUUGCUCUGCACGGACGUGGCCGCACGUGGGCUGGACAUCCCCGAGGUGGACUGGAUCGUGCAGUACGACCCGCCCGACGACCCCAAGGAGUACAUCCACCGCGUGGGCCGAACGGCUCGCGGCAUCGACGGCCGCGGCCACGCGCUGCUCAUCCUGCGGCCCGAGGAGCUUGGCUUCCUCCGCUUCCUCAAGCAGGCUAAGGUGCCCCUCAGCGAGUUUGAGUUCUCCUGGGCCAAGAUCUCCGACAUCCAGGGGCAGCUGGAGAAGCUCAUUGAGAAGAAUUACUACCUGCACAAGUCCGCGCAGGAAGCCUACAAGUCCUACGUGCGGGCAUACGACUCGCACUCCCUCAAGCAGAUCUACAGCGUUGACACGCUUAAUCUCCCCAUGGUGGCCCUGUCGUUCGGGUUCAAGGUGCCUCCUUACGUGGACCUGGGAGUGCACAGCAGCAAGAGCAUGAAGAUGGGGAAGAGAGGGGGCGGAGGGGGCUUUGGGUUCCAGAAGAAUAAGAACGUGCAGAAGGCUAAGAUCUUCAAGCAUGUCAACAAGGGGGGAGGCAGGGGGGACAGACGGCAGUUCUCCCGCUGAUGCCGGUGACACUUGUUGACAUUAUGCUUUGUUAAAGGUUAAAGGAACAGUCCACCAUUGGUGGAAAAGUGCCCAUUUUUUUCGAAUGAGCGUCUAAUAAAGCAUCUGUCUAAUGUAAUGUAAACAAUUGAGUUUUACCUUUCUCCUGUUCUUCAAGCUGUUCUCUGAGUGUGGCAAUGUUACUUCCUGGCAUGUAUCAUUUAACUGUAGGGUACCAAGAACUGAAUGGUACCAUUUGGUUUCAUGAUGCAUACUAAGAAGUAGUACAGAAUAACACAACAGCUGGAAGAACAUGAAUAAGGUUAAGGUCAAUUAUUUAACCUGAGGGGAGGUAUAGAGAUGAGCAAAUUUCCAAUAUGGUGGACUGUUAUUAAAUUCUCUGUUAUGUACGCAUAAUAUAAUUUGGACUGUAUGAUCAUGUCAUCAUAUUGUGCCAUCUCUGUGCGUGCUUAUGAACGGAGAAGGGGUCCAGUCAGUGAACUGAAUAUUCAGAGACCAUUUUGGACUAAUAUUUCUGCCAUAUUUGUCUUUGAAUGAAGAGUAGUGCAUCUACUCUGAUGGAUUUUCGAAAUGUUAUUGCUAUUAAGUAACCCUGCUCUUUUUUCUCUUGCAGAACUGUUUAUUAAUUGGCUGUAAGAUAUGGUUCCUUCUGUGUCUGAUAUAUCAGCAUCCCAACGUAUGUUACUUAUAUAGUUAACAUAAUGAUGGUCUGUGGUCAUUUAUGGCCCUUUUCAUAAAGAACAGGUUGUAAACUAUGCAGAGUAGUUUAAAUCAAUUUGUGUAUUCCUUAUCACAUGAUUUGUUUUUGUUUUGAAUGAAUAUAUGUGUAUAGUUAUGGCUUUGAUAUGGACUGUAUCGACAUCACUUCACACAAAAUAAAACAUUAAAAUGCAGAAUUUGCAAAGAUUAAA
This is a messenger RNA of Engraulis encrasicolus (European anchovy), 2923 nucleotides long. RefSeq names its product DEAD (Asp-Glu-Ala-Asp) box polypeptide 18 (gene ddx18). The transcript has a single exon. The record is from RefSeq and is a predicted model, not a curated record. Gene Ontology annotation, biological process: maturation of LSU-rRNA from tricistronic rRNA transcript (SSU-rRNA, 5.8S rRNA, LSU-rRNA). NCBI's taxonomy places the organism in Eukaryota, Metazoa, Chordata, Actinopteri, Clupeiformes, Engraulidae. Gene Ontology annotation, cellular component: nucleolus. Bases 30 to 2012 code for a protein of 660 amino acids. Gene Ontology annotation, molecular function: ATP binding; RNA helicase activity; nucleic acid binding.